AUGAAUGCCGACGACUUGACCACCUUGACGACUUUUAAUUUCGACGUUCCUGAAGGCGACAACAGUGACGAAUGGGGACUCUACCAGGUCUUCAACAAGUUCAAGGCUGCUGUUUCGGGACAAACACCUGCCAAUGCUUCAACACACAGCGAUGAGGAAUUGCGGUCCACUGAAUCAACGGCAGGGUCAGAGCAAAGGCAUAUUUUUGUUACUACACCCACACCACCCGCUUCUUGCAAGAGCUCCACUUGUACUAUUGGAUUGCCUACCCAAAGCUCUAUACGAGCCCCAUCAUCUACAGCAGUAACCACGGUGACGGCAUCAGCAGUGCACGAGGAUGAUGUCAGCCGACAACAACAACAGCAACAACAGCAACAGGAUGAAGGAGAUGACUAUCUUGGCCAACCUAUCAGUAAAACGGCUUCGAUUGAUAGCGACACACAUUCAGUAUCCACCACAUUUUCCAUAUCCACUUCGCAUUCAUUGAGUCGCAUCAUUGCUCGACUUCGAGGCCAAAAAUCAGACAAGGAGUUUUGGAUGUCAGAUGAACAGUGCAAGGAGUGUUACAAGUGCCGUAAGCCUUUCAAGCUACUACGAAGACGACAUCAUUGUCGCAUUUGUGGGCAAAUCUUUUGUGGCAAGUGUGCAUCUCAUACUAUCUCGGGUCAGCUUUACAACCAAAAGGGAGAAGUUCGUGUAUGCAACUUUUGUUUCCGAGAGCAUCACAUGGGACGAGAUGCAAGUGGAGAAACAGCAAUGAGAAGCAUUGAUCCAUUACCCGAACAUCAAUUAUUACCACACAAUGCAUCCGAAUCAGUGACAAUCAUUCCAUCUCAACCACCACCAAGCGCACCACCCAAAAUGCAUAUACCCACUCCCACUGUAAAACAUCCCAGCAGUCUCAGUCAACAAUAUGGGGAUUCCGAUGCAACCACUGUACAACUAGAGAUCACUACCGAUGCAUCCAGUCUACAUGAUCAUCCAAGGCCUUCUUUUCAAGCGAGCAAUACUACUACUGGUGCUACUACAAUUGCUGGUAGUAGUGGUGGUGGUGGUACCUUGUCACGUUCAGGAUCCAUUUCAGCAACAGCACCAGGAGGCAUGAGUGAUGUGGAUAUGGAACAAAAUGGAGAUGGUGGCUUACGACGAUUGUUGGAUGCGAGUGCAUCAUUAUUGAAAUCUUCUCGGCCACGUUCAAAUACAUCAUCGACAGUGGUGGUGGAAGAUCCUCGGCAUGUUAAUUCCAACCAUGGUUCGCCUUUGCCUUUUCAAAGCAAUUCGUUACAUGAUCGUGGUGGUGGAAUGUUGGUGGCGGAUCGAGAGCUUAGUCCAUUCAUGAGUCAUGGUGUCACCGACGAAGAAGAGGAGGAUGAUAUGGAAUACCAGCUAUAUGAUCUUUAUAGUCGGCCAGCAAGCCAUCCUGGUGGUGCAUCAUUUCGAAUGCCAUCCUCUGGAUCAAAUCAAUCACAACCUGUGAUGAUCAACAAGGUCGACUCAGCUACCUCUGUCAACAUGCAUGAUGCAGUGGAUAGUGAUGAUGAGGCAUACGACAAUCGUUUACGUUUAAAGCGCACGGAAGAAUUACGAGGUGUGGGACCUGAGAGAUCAUUAUCCUUGAGACGACAAAGCAUUGGCAGCUAUCGUUCUGGAUCAAGGUCAGCAACUGCACAGCAUCGACAUAAGGGUAUCAGGAUCAAUACAUCCAAUCUUCCAAAAGCGGAUUAUGCAUUGUUACAAAGCGAAGGAUGGUCUCCUGCUCCAUUCAUGUCUCCCUUUGAUGACAAGUACGCGAACACCCCCUUUGAGCACACUGCAUUCAAGUCGAGAUUUUUUGGGCCGCGUAGUCGAAGGAUAUCAGCUCCACCACCGAAUGUAGAGCUUAGUUAUGGUGCUCUUUUACAUGCUCGUCGAAUGUUGCGGCAACUUAUGGCUGAUGCUAGUUUCUCAAGUCUCUCCGAUCAAAUGAAAUCCGAUUGGGAGGGGAUCAUCACCAACUUGUUGCUCAAAGUCACCGACAAUGUGCGUCCUGAUGUACGAUCGGGUGAUGACAUGGAUAUCCGGCACUAUAUCAAGAUCAAAAAGGUGCCUGGUGGUCUUCCAUCUGACAGCUUUUAUGUUAAGGGUGUCAUGUUUACGAAGAAUGUGGCCCACAAGCGGAUGGUGCGUAACAUCUCUCAACCUCGUAUCUUGAUUCUACUCUUCUCAUUGGAUUAUUCACGUGUUGAAAUGGAGAACCAGCUCAUGUCCAUUGAACCGGUGAUUACUCAAGAAAGGGAACACAUCCGCAAACUCGUCAAUCGCAUUGUUGCUUUGCGUCCUUCCUUGCUGCUUGUCAAGUCCACAGUGUCACGUGUCGCUCUCGAAUACUUGUUGGAAGCCAACAUCCCUGUUAUUCACAAUGUCAAAUACAGCGUGAUAGAGGCUGUGGCAAGGUGUACUCAUGCAACCAUUGUCACAUCAGUGGAUAAGUUACAGCUUGGAAGCUUGUCAUUGGGCCAUUGUGGCACUUUUGAAAUACGCACGUUGAUACAUGAGUGGAUACCCAAUCGCAGAAAGACAUAUUUGAUUUUCGACGAGUGUCAGCCUGAUCUCGGUGGUACCAUUGUUUUACGUGGAGCAACCAAUGAGACGCUUCGAUUAAUUAAGCGGCUGAUUGAUUUUAUGGUGUUUGUGGUCAACAAUCUCAAGCUGGAGACAUCCUUAUUGCGUGAUUCAUUUGCAAAGAAUCGUAGCCUCGAUCAGCAAGAUAGCAAAAGCAAGGAUGAUUCACCCAUAUCACCGGAUACUGAAGCAGAGGAAAAGGGAGCAACAUUUGCAUCGGCAUCAAUUCAGGAUAUGGAUACCUCCGUCAACAAAUUUAUUCAUCUCUACCAAGACACCGUUUUAUCGGCAUCACAAUUUGUUGUCUUUCCAAAACCUUAUCUAUUGACAUGCCUCAAGGAGACCAAUGACAAGCUGGCAACAUUGGAAGCUUCUGCUGCAGCUAGUUCAUCGCCAAGCGGGAAAGCUGAGAGACAAAGCGUCAGCAGCAAUACCGAUCACCCGCCACAUCCAUCCUUUGACGGGGAAUAUGAGCAUUUGGUAGCAAGGAGGAAUCAGCUGGCGCGUGCAUGGGCAGCUUACGUUCGAGAGAGCAUCGACCACAUCAAUCCAUUUUAUCACCAAAACAUCAUGGUGCUGUAUUCCAAUGUCUGCACCAUCACCACUGUACCAUGUCAAGGUCCUGAAAUUCGCAUCUUUGAGUAUUAUUGUCCACCUGGUGAUAAGACACUCGGCCAAUACAUAUCCGAUCUUUGUCGUGACGCAUUAGAAUCAUGCCCUUCGUCCAUGUGUGAGCAUCCUGUGCAUCAUCAUUACAAGUCCUAUGCUCAUGGGAAUGCACGUAUCAAUGUCAUGAUCGAAAGCUUUCCAUGUCCUCAGUCUGGGAUGUCCGACAAGAUAUUGAUGUGGAGCUAUUGCAAGGAAUGUGAGCAACCUACGCCAGUGACCCCAAUGUCUGAGAAUACGUGGAAUUACUCGUUUGGCAAAUUCUUAGAGAUUUGCUUGUAUCAACGAGGAGUACAAUGCCGUGCCGAUAUUUGUCCUCAUGACAUUGGGUUGCAUCAUGUACGUUACUUUGGAUACAAGGAUUUCGCUGUUCGAUUCCAAUAUGAGCGUAUCGAUUUGCUGGAAGUGGCGCCUCCUCCCAUGAAGCUAUUUACGCUGAGCCAGGUCCAAAUCGAUCUCAAGGAGAACGAGUUCAAGACGUUGCGUAGCAAGAUUAGCCGAUUUUAUCAAUCCAUCAUUGAACGAAACAAGGCAUUUCCUUUUGAUUUGGUGGAUCCACGCAAGUUGGAAGCAUGCAAGGCUGAAUUGCAAGAGAUCUCGCAUCGAUCGGAUAGCGAAAAGAAACAAGUAUUGCAGAUUCUUCAAAAGGUGUAUGCACGCACAGAUCCAACCGAUGCAUUGACCAUCAAUUGGGUGAGACGCAUCCUCUUUGAGCAAAUCACGCAUUGGGAUAUUGAAUAUGCCGACUUUGUACGACACUAUUUGCAACCCGAACGAGAAUUGCGCAAGAUCACAGCAAGCCAUUUACGCAAGGUAUUCCCAGCUGAUAUGCCUGAAGAAGCGAGAGGAGGUGAACGCACCAAGCGGGCAGCUGAGAUGACUGAUUUGCCAUUAUUGGGAACCGAGUUGGAUGAUGAUUAUGAUGAUGACGAUGACAACGGCAGCUAUGAUUUGGAACAACAACAACGCCAACGACCACCUGCCAUGUUACCAAAGUUAUCAUGUUCACCUAUAACAUCAGAAAACGUUGAUGAUUGGAAAGGAGGAAGCAUCAUGGAUGAAAAGCAAGAGGAGGAUGAAGGGGAUCAAGGCAAAGACAAGAAGAGCGUAUCAUUGGAUGAACAUCCAUCAUUCUUACAGCAUGAAGUUCGACGUCGAUUGUCCUUGGAAUUGAUGCGAGAAUUCAAUGCAAAGUUCAAACAAGAAGAGGCUUCACCACGAGAGAAAGGCGUUGGAUACGCAAAACCCAAAGGCAACCAAAAUACCAGCAACAUGGCCCCUGGUGUCAAUAAUACCCCAUCGAGGAUACCAGUGUUACAUCUUGGUCACCAAAACAAGGCCAAGCUUUCACCCCCUCUAUAUGACACUUCAGUAUCACCUUCAGCCGUUUAUGAUGGCACUCGACCUUCCGUACAAAUUCAGCCUGCCGAACAACUUCAUCAACCAGAAAGCAUGAGAAGACGCAAAUCAAUGCUACCGGAUUGUCGAUACGACUUGCUAUUGACGGGUGAUCAUAAUGUCAGCGGAGGUGGUCAACUUUUCCCAAAUACAAAAUCACCCUUUGGCAACCCAAAGCACGCCUUGCAGCAUAUUCGACCGCAUACAUUUACUGGCAGCAGGAGUAAUGAAGACACAUUAUCAUCAGCAGCAGCAGCAAAGAGUGAUCCAAAACGUGCUUUUCCUCCACCACCACCUUCUACUGCAUCCCAUGGACGCCAAUUUCGAUCACGACUCCCGAGAAAAAAGACAUCAUUGCAAGUUUAUACGCGUGUGAAUGAUCUUGUGAGAGAAAAUAUGGAAGAUGAAUUACCAGAUGAAGAGCGUAUGCAUAUGGUCAACCAAGUCAUUGAUGAGCAUCCUCCUGCACCAAGCGGUGAUUCAGUAGACUAUUUUUCACCUAUGGCGCCCUACACCAAUCGAGUGACGGAGGCCCCUCGACCCUCCUUCUUUUCACAACACUAUCAAGGUGGUGGUGGUGGAGGAGGUGGUGGUGCAACAGAGCCCAUCACUGAUUUUGGAAUGGAACUUGAACGACAUCCACCACCAGCUGUGGAACUUUUGGAACCUCCACCCGUUAGUGUCAUGGCAGGCGUGUCUUCGAAUGAUAUCCGCAACCCUGAUGAGGAUGAUAGUGAAAGCUUGCAAAGUGAAAACCGGCAAAUGCUUGGGGAUAAAGCACGUGAUGACAAGUCGCAGCAGCAGCAGCAACAACAACAACCUGAAAAGAGCUCCAUCAUGAAAACAAUCACAAGUUUUCUUACCGAUAGUGGGGUUGCUAGUUUACUUCCUUUGGAGUAUCCACUGCAACCUACCGAGCACAUUUUCCCUGAUUCAUUUGUCAUUGUCAAUGAAGAAAAGCCAAGCACCAUUAUUGCCUACACACUCAGUUGCCAUGACUACCUUGCCAAAUUGUAUGGUGCUCAAGAUUCAGCAUCCGAGUUUUCAGUCGAUGAUAGCAUCGUGAAUGGUUCAACUGAUAUGCCUAUGCCAACCGAAAGCAGCACUGAUUCUUCACCCAUGCCGGCACCUGAUAUUCAAGAAACAUUAACACGUGAAUCGGGAUCACAUAUGGGAUACAGCUUCAGAACGGGAACGGGAACGACCAAGUUCGUGUGCAAGGUGUUUUUCGUUGAGCAAUUCGAUGCUUUGAGGCGUAAUUGUGGAUGUCACGAGAGCUAUAUCCAUUCUUUGGCCGAUUGUGUGAAAUGGGACUCAUCGGGUGGAAGAUCAGGUUCAGCGUUCCUAAAGACAGCCGAUGAUCGCUUAUUGAUGAAGCAAGUAUCACGAUUCGAGCUCGAUGCGUUUUUACGUUUUGCACCUGCCUACUUUCAUUACAUGUCGGAAGCAUUUUUCAGCGAGCUCCCUACUGUGCUAGCAAAGAUUUUCGGAUUCUACAGCAUCAGUUACAAGAACACGGUUACAGGAAAGUCAAUGAGGAUGGACGUGCUUGUCAUGGAGAAUCUAUUCUAUCAACGAAAGAUUAAGCAGAUUUUUGAUCUCAAGGGCUCGAUGCGUAAUCGACAUGUUCAAUCUACUGGAAAGCAGGAUGAAGUAUUACUGGAUGAAAAUCUCGUUGAAUUAAUCUACCAUUCACCAUUAUUUAUACGUGCACACGCCAAGGAACUUCUUCGUAGCUCUCUUCACAAUGAUACGCUCUUCCUCUCCAAUCGUAAUGUUAUGGAUUACUCACUUUUGGUUGGCAUCGAUGACGAACGGCAGGAGCUUGUGGUUGGCAUUGUCGAUUUCAUACGGACAUUCACAUGGGAUAAGAAAUUGGAGAGUUGGGUCAAGGAAUCUGGUAUUCUCGGUGGUGGUGGUAAGGGUCCAACAAUUGUAUCGCCUCGACAAUACCGUAUCCGUUUCAGAGAAGCCAUGGAGCGUUAUUUCCUUAUGGUGCCUGACGAGUGGUCAUUAACACGACAAAUUCGAGCACCCUAUACCGGCUUGUAUCAUCAUCAUCAACAGCAACUUCUUCCAGAGCAGCCAAUGAUCCAAUCACCCCUUCAACAGGAGCAACAGCAACAACAACCACAGGAGUGA
This is a messenger RNA of Lichtheimia ornata, 6807 nucleotides long. RefSeq lists its product as uncharacterized. Gene Ontology annotation, molecular function: metal ion binding; 1-phosphatidylinositol-3-phosphate 5-kinase activity; ATP binding. The transcript has 9 exons. The coding region runs from base 1 to 6807 and encodes 2268 amino acids. The record is from RefSeq and is a predicted model, not a curated record. Gene Ontology annotation, cellular component: endosome membrane; fungal-type vacuole membrane. Lineage: Eukaryota; Fungi; Mucoromycota; Mucoromycetes; Mucorales; Lichtheimiaceae. Gene Ontology annotation, biological process: phosphatidylinositol phosphate biosynthetic process.